AUGGAUACAACCGGUCAAUUGAAUGAAUAUACUGAAAGAAAAGAAAUGCCUGGUGAUAUUAUAUGUAUGGCUUUAGGUUCAGUACCAGAUGGUGAACAACGAUCACGUUUUCUUGCUGUUGGCCUUUCCGAUAGUACUGUUCGAAUUAUAUCACUUGAUCCUCAAGAUUGUUUAAGUCGAUUAAGUAUGCAAGCAUUACCAGCUCCAGCUGAAUCAUUAUGUAUAGUUGAAAUGAAAACAACUGAAGGUGGUGUUGUAGUUGAUACAACAAGUGGACGUGAACAACAAGUUGGACCAAGUACAACUGCAUUUUUAAAUAUUGGCUUACAGAAUGGUGUACUUCUAAGAAGUGUUUUGGAUUCAGUUACAGGUGAUAUGUCCGAUACUCGUACAAGAUAUAUUGGUUCAAAACCAGUGAAAUUAUUUCGAAUUUUAAUGCAAGGAAAUGAAGCUGUUUUAGCUAUGUCAAGUCGUACAUGGCUUAGUUAUACAUAUCAAGGUCGUUUUCAUUUAACACCUUUAUCUUAUGAAUCUCUUGAACAUGCAUCUGGUUUUGCAUCAGAACAAUGUCCUGAAGGUAUUGUUGCUAUAGCUGGUAAUACUCUUCGAAUUUUAACAUUAGAAAAACUUGGUGCUAUAUUCAAUCAAGAAAUUCGUAAACUUAAAUUAACACCACGUCGUUUUAUCAUAUAUCCAGAAAUGAAUUGGCUUUAUUUAAUUGAAUCCGAUCAUUUAUCUUAUACAGAAAUAAGUAAACAACAAAAACGUGAACAAAUAGGUAAAGAUAUGGUUGAUGCAGCUGAUGAUGAAGAUAAAGAAGCAACUAGAGAAGUAGCUAAUGCAAUGUUAGCAGAAAAAAUUCCUGAAGAAGCAUUUGGUGCAGCAAAAGCAGCAAAUGGUAUGUGGGCAGCACAAUUACGUGUUAUGGAUCCAAUUAGUGGUGAAACAAAAUUUAUUUAUGAAUUUGAACAAAAUGAAUCAGCUGUUUGUUUAAGUUUAAUGCGUUUUGAUACUCGUCCUGCUGAUACAUUCUUAUUAGUUGGUGUUGCACGAGAUCUUGUUCUUUCACCACGUUCACAUCUUGGUGGAAUGAUUUAUUGUUUUCUUGUAUUAGAUAAUGGUGAAAGACUACAUUUUAUUCAUAGAACGGUAGUUGAUGAAGUUCCAACGGCAAUUUAUCCAUUUCUUGGACGAGCUUUAAUUGGUGUUGGAUCAAGUUUACGUAUUUAUGAAAUUGGAAAGAAGAAAUUACUUAAAAAAUGUGAAAAUAAAAAUAUUCCUAAUCAAAUUGUUACAAUACAAGCAUUGGGUAAUCGGAUAUUCGUAACUGAUGUUCAAGAAAGUAUACAUAUUCUUCGUUAUAAACAAAUGGAAAAUCAAUUGGUUACAUUUGCUGAUGAUACAUGUCCACGUUUUACUGUUGCUUGCUGUUUAUUAGAUUAUAGUACUGUAUGUUUAACCGAUAAAUUUGGUAAUAUUGCUAUUUUACGUAUUCCUGUGGAUGCUAAUGAUGAUAUUGAAAUUGAUCCAACUGGAAGUAAAGGUUUAUGGGAUCGUGGUUUAUUGAAUGGCGCAUCCAAUAAAUGUGAAUUACUUGCUCAUUUUCAUGUGGGAGAAAUGGUUACAUCCGUUCAACGUGCUAUGUUAAUUUCAGGUGGAUCUGAAUCUCUUGUUUAUACGACGUUAUCAGGUUCAAUAGGUGUACUUAUACCAUUUGCAUCAAAUGAGGAUUAUGACUUUUUUCAACAUCUGGAAAUGCAUAUGCGAGCUGAACAUCAAACAUUACUUGGCAGAGAUCAUUUGGCUUUUCGAUCGUAUUAUUAUCCAGUUAAGAAUGUUCUUGAUGGUGAUCUUUGUGAACAAUACAAUCAUCUUGAUAUAGCCAAACAAAAAAUGAUUGCCGAAGGUCUUGAUAGAACAGCUAGUGAAGUUGCCAAAAAACUUGAAGAUAUUCGAACACGCUUUGCUUUCUAG
This is a messenger RNA of Adineta steineri, 1974 nucleotides long. The record is from the annotation of a GenBank genome assembly. NCBI's taxonomy places the organism in Eukaryota, Metazoa, Rotifera, Eurotatoria, Adinetida, Adinetidae.